AUGGCGGACCUCACAACGAGCCUGGCUGCCCGGUCACUGCCCAAGAUCGAGACGAUACAGAACGGACCAAUAUCGGGUCUCCAGUCAUAUGGAUCGCUACUACUCGUCUCCAGCGUCAUCGUCAUUGUUCUGAUUGCCAACAUCCUCGAGCGAUGGCUGCUGGAAAGAGUGUACGGCGAGGUAUACGCAGUCUUGAUGCGUCCCGAGAACGAAAAGCGACGGCGAUCCUUCACCUACUACCACAUUGGCGCCAUCAUCAUGCUCACCCUCUUGUGCAUCGGUGUUUACCCUGUGAUGCACUUUCUCAUCGGAUCCGCCGACUUAUCAACGGACGUGGUUCCAGGACCGGGGAGGCGUAUCAGAGUCGGCGAUCUGUUGUUCACGGUUUCGCAGACGUACAGCGCCUACUACGUCUUUGAGCUCUGCUACCGCACGCAAUUUGCGAGUCCUCUCAGUAUCGCGCAUCACAUUGGACUUUUGGCCAUCACGCAGACCGCCCUCUCCCUCUUUGGAAACACCGAGAGACACCCCGAAGCAACGAUCGAGUUCUACAUGUGCAUGGUAUGGGGCGCUUUCGACGUUGUAGUAGAACUGCCCAUCUAUCUUUCCAUGAUCAUCUGGCGACUCAAGCGCGGCGACCAUCGUUUGUUGUCCUACAUUGCCUCCGCCUGCACCGUGUGGGUUCUCGUUGGCGCUAUCUCAGAGACCGCGGUUACGAUCUACCUCUUGCACAGGUCUUGGAACCGCUGGGGUCGUGUAUGGAGAGUGGUCACUCCGGUCAUCUUCUCGCUGUGGAUAACAACUCAGCUCUACGGUGCCUCGAGGCUUUUUGCUAUGGCUCGGUCGGAGAAAUGGAAGGCCAGCAAGCGAUCACCAGAACAAGGUGCUGUGGAGCCCAUCGCCGAGCGACCAGGGACGAUGGAGGAUGGAGAAAUCCCCGGCCAAGAAGAAUCCAAGAGCAAAGCGGUGUAA
Colletotrichum orchidophilum is the source of this 972-nucleotide messenger RNA. RefSeq lists its product as uncharacterized. The record is from RefSeq and is a predicted model, not a curated record. Lineage: Eukaryota; Fungi; Ascomycota; Sordariomycetes; Glomerellales; Glomerellaceae. The coding region runs from base 1 to 972 and encodes 323 amino acids. The transcript is spliced from 2 exons.